Messenger RNA from Brienomyrus brachyistius, 3559 nucleotides. RefSeq names its product multiple C2 and transmembrane domain-containing protein 2-like. The transcript is spliced from 22 exons. The coding region runs from base 328 to 2931 and encodes 867 amino acids. Gene Ontology annotation, cellular component: synaptic vesicle membrane. Gene Ontology annotation, molecular function: calcium ion binding. The record is from RefSeq and is a predicted model, not a curated record. Gene Ontology annotation, biological process: regulation of neurotransmitter secretion. Lineage: Eukaryota; Metazoa; Chordata; Actinopteri; Osteoglossiformes; Mormyridae.
CUUCCACUUUGACGAGGACGCGCACAGACUCGCGGGUCGUGGACGCGCUUUCCCCCGAAAUGCUUCUGGUGCGCACCUCCUCCGUAACUCUCUCCACAAAGUGAAAGGAGCCUGUUCGUAAAACUUCAACUGCAUGCAAAUGGUCCCACUCACCUCGAUUAACAUGAUCUAAUCAUCUAAUGGCACUGGGACAUUGCGUCUCCCACGGUAGACAGGUACUGUCCAGCUCGGUGACGGCGUGAAAGGUGCGUGGACGCGCUCGGGGAGCUGAUCGGCUGCACGGUUUUCAGUAAAGCAAUCUUAAGUCCCUCCCAUCUGCCCGCCGACAUGGAUGGCAGGAAGCCGACGCCAUGGCAGAACUUCUGCGAGAAGGCAAAGCCCCUGCUGAACAACAUGAAGAAGGGGCGGAUCCCUCUCGGCAAGCCCAAAGUACGCAGGAAGCUGGUCCGAGGUCGGCGCAGCAUCUCCGUGCCCGACUUCAGGCUCCUGCAGGAUGACUCCAGCUCCACCACCUCUUCCAUCCCCUCCCCGGGGUUCGACCCGAAGACGCUGUUCUUUCCGUACCCCUCCCAUCUGCCUCAAGCGAGCACAGACAGAUCAGGAACCGGUGUGGCGGAGGACGAGAGCGAGGACGAGGUGGGGAUCGGGACGCCGACCUUCAGCGUAUCGGGGUCGCUGGACGAGGAUAAUCAGAGUGUCAGCGAGGUGAAGAUGAAGGUGCCAUCGGGGUCGGAGACUCCUGAGGACAAGUCUGAGUCUCAGAGCGACACCAAAGACCCGAACAUCCAGAUGACUAAAGAGCCCGAUGAUGACAGUGUUUUUGAAGUGGAAUUCGAGGCAGUGCCGGGGACCGCAGUGCCGGCGACCGCAGUGCCGGCUACCCCAGUGCCGGCGACCCCAGUGCCGGCGACCCCAGAGAAGACGUUCUACAUCACUGUUUCCCUAAAGGAAGGCCGGAGGCUGGUCAUCAGAGAUCGAUGUGGCACAAGCGAUCCCUACGUCAAAUUCAAGUUGGAUGACAAGACCAUUUACAAGAGCAGAGUCAUGUUCAAGAACCUCAAUCCAAUAUGGAACGAAUCCUUCAACUUUUCUGUUCAGAACCUGGAGCAAAAACUGAACAUUAAAGUGUAUGACCGGAACCUGACCACGGAUGACUUCAUGGGCGGUUCCUGUAUCUUGCUGCGCGACCUAACAUUAGACAGGACUCACGAGAUGAUGCUGCCGCUGAAUGAUCCCAACAGCAUCGAGGAUGACAUGGGCGUGAUACUGUUAGACGUGCAGGUGUCAGCCACCGAAAAGGAGAAUAAAAGAAACAUGGCCGACCUGGCUCUCUCAGAAACGCUGAGGAAGAACCGGCUCUGGAACUCCGUAGUGGGCAUUACGCUGCUGGAGGGUCAGGAUCUGCCUGCUGAAGGACAAGGGGACGUCUUUGUGCGCUUCCGGCUGGGGGACCAGAAAUUCAAGAGCAAGAACCUCUGCAGGAAAGCCUGUCUACAGUGGGGAGAGCGGUUUGAUUUCAACCAGUUCCAGGAUGGGUCGGACCUCCUGGAGAUUGAUGUUUGGGUUAAGGACGGCCGGAAGAAUGAGGAAUGCUUGGGAAUGUGUAUUAUCGACCUGUCCAAGGUGCCGUUUGGACAGGAGAAGCUGUUCACCCAGGCGCUGGAGCAGGGCAAGGGCAAGUUGGUGCUCCUGAUAGUGCGCAACCCAUGCUCCGGGGUCUCAAUCUCUGACCUGUGUUCGCCAAUGCUGGAGGACCAGAAGGAGAGGCAGGACAUAGAGGCUCGAUAUUGCUUAAAAAACACUUUGCACGAUAUGAGAGAUGUAGGAUUCCUUCAAGUCAAGGUCAUCAAGGCCUCGGACCUGAUGGCAGCUGAUCUAAACGGAAAGAGUGACCCGUUUUGUGUGCUCGAGCUGGGUAACAACAGACUGCAGACUCACACCAUAUGCAGGACCCUCAAUCCCGAGUGGAACAAAGUCUUCACCUUCCCAAUCAAAGAUAUUCACGAUGUACUAGAGGUGACAGUCCUUGAUGACGAUGGAGACCAGCCCCCAGAUUUCCUGGGGAAGGUGGCCAUUCCGCUGCUUUCGGUGCAGAAUGGCCAGCCAGUCUCUUAUGUCCUGAAGAAGGAGGAUCUGGGGGUGCCCUUUAAGGGAGCCAUACAUCUGGAGCUUGUGGUUAUUUAUAACCGGGUAAGAGCGGGUAUUCGGACCUUCAAGCCAAAGGAGGCCAAGUUAAUGGAGGUUAACCCAAAGUUUAACAAAAAGAUCUUAGCGCGGAACGUGUACCGUGUUCGGAAAAUCACCAAAACUCUGCUCUACACGCUUCAGUACAUCAGGAGCUGCUUUCAGUGGGAGUACAAACGAAGAAGUAUGAGAGCCUUCAUUAUCUUCCUGCUCACGGUCUGGGGGUGGGAGGUCUGCAUGCUGCCUCUCUUCUUCCUCCUGCUCCUCGUGUGGAGCUACUUCCAGGUCACCACUGGAAAGAUCAGCGGCAGCGCUGACCUGGAUGGCAUGGACUUCGGAGAUGAUGAUGAAGAUGAGAAGGAAUCUGAGAAAAAAGGACUAAGGGAAAAAAUUCACAUGGUACAAGAGGUUUUGGUCGCCGUGCAAAGUAUUCUAGAAGAAAUCGCAUGCUUUGGAGAAAGACUUAAAAACACCUUCAACUGGUCAGUGCCGUUCCUGUCCAUCCUUGCCUGCCUUGUGCUCCUUGUGGCCUCGGUUGUCACCUACGUUGUCCCUCUGCGCUACAUUAUAUUAGCCUGGGGAAUCCACAAAUUCACCCGGAAACUCCGCAACCCACAUGUCGUCGACGGCAGCGAGCUGCUGGACUUCUUACAGAGGGUCCCCACCGAUGUGCAGAAGGUGCAGAGAAGCAGGCUGAAAGCAGUCAGCAGCCAGAACCCACAAAGGAAGAGGUGGGGGGCACUGUAAGCACCAGGUCCAUCAUGCUGACCCUGACCGUCCACAGAACCGUCCGUCCUUCAAGGUCGGAAGCCUGUGGACCUGACGCUACUGCGUCCUUAAACAUCCUAUUCCUGUAAAAACAUCCCGCUCUGGUGCUAGCAAUGUGAAGGUCUGUCAUGCAAGAUAUUUUUACACUUUUUUUUUUUUUUUUUUUUUAGCAAAAUAAUUCUUGCAAUGAAGUCUAUUUUGCAUAUCUUAACUCUUAUGAUUUGCAGAUAUGUAUGAUCCUGAGUGCUGAUUUACCUGUUUUUAUUUUGCAUUUAUUUUUGGUGUCUUUCAUCAGUAUUACACACAUGCUUCUGUGACACUGUGAGCUAUUAAAACGGUGGUUAAUUUUAUCUGUGGAUUACAUUGCAUCAAUGUUAACAUAGCGAUCUCCACAGAAAACAUGAAUCCCAGUAUAUAUGUUAAGAGGUACAGCAGUGUUUGUGAUUUAGGGCAAAUAGGUAUGUUACCCGCUCAUCGACCUGAUUGAAAUAUUACAUUUUAACUGCCUGUAUGACUGUUUUUUCUUAACUUAAAAUAAUGUCCAUUCUAUUUGCAGCUGUCAUUCUGCUUCAAUGAACCAUUAAAGUAUCCCUCUUGUGUAACUGCU